GUCCACAGAGCCUGGUGUUGACCUAUUCAAUGCCAUCCGCAGUGGGGAUCUGCCCUGCAUGGAAAAUGUAGUCCUGGCCCUGGCCCAGAUAGAGAAUCCUUCUGCUGUGCAGAAGGCGUUUGCCCACUAUAACCAGCAGAUGGGCCAGAAGGUGCAGCUGCGCACAGAGACCCUCGAGGAACUGUUGGACGUGCACAGGGCCUGUGAGAGAGAGGCCAUACAAGUCUUCAUGAAGAACUCUUUUAAGGAUGUUGGCCAAAAGUUCCAGAAGGAAUUAGGGGGGUUCACUUUUCUGUCUGUGCUGUUUGGUAGCUUUACAGGAGGAAAGCGAGAUGACCCUUGUAAGCAAAACAGGGAAGGAUCACCGGAUAGUUGCACAACUUUAUUUCAAGAUAUUUUUGGUCCUCUGGAAGAAGAAGUGAAGCAGGGGACAUUUUCUAAACCAGGCGGUUACCAUCUCUUUAUUCAGAAAAAAUAAAAGCUGAAGAAAAACUAAUAUCAGGAUCGUGGAAAGAGGAUAGAUCAUGGAAAGGGGAUAGAUGCUGAACAGAUGUUGCAAAAAUACUUGGAUUCCAAGGAGGAUGUGGCAGAUGCACUCCUACAAACUGAUCACUCAUUCACAAAAAAAGAAAAAGAGGUUGCAGUGGAACAUAUAAAGGCUGAAUCUGCAGAAGCUACAAAGAAAAUGUUGGAAGAAAUCCAAAGGAAGAAUGCGCAGAUCAUGGAACAGAAAGAAAAGAGUUACCAGGAACAUGUGAAUCAGUUGACUGAGAAGAUGCAGCAGGACAGGGCCCAGGCAAUGGGGGAACAAGAGAGGACUCCAGCUCUGAAAUUUCUG
Marmota flaviventris (yellow-bellied marmot) is the source of this 838-nucleotide messenger RNA. The record is from RefSeq and is a predicted model, not a curated record. NCBI's taxonomy places the organism in Eukaryota, Metazoa, Chordata, Mammalia, Rodentia, Sciuridae.